Molecule: messenger RNA, 2801 nt
Organism: Oncorhynchus gorbuscha (pink salmon)
Lineage: Eukaryota; Metazoa; Chordata; Actinopteri; Salmoniformes; Salmonidae
Product: G-protein coupled receptor 61-like
Exons: 2
Coding region: 49-1599 (516 amino acids)
Biological process (GO): G protein-coupled receptor signaling pathway
Cellular component (GO): plasma membrane; signaling receptor complex; endosome
Molecular function (GO): G protein-coupled receptor activity
Source: RefSeq, a predicted model, not a curated record
GCCGUUGAGUUUCCCUGGCCUCUCUCCUUCCGUCUCUCUCAUCCUCGCAUGGAGCCUCCGUCUGACACCUCCAGUUCCCCCUGGGACACCUCCAACUCUCUCUCCAGAUCUCCAGGGCCAUGGCUCCCAGCCCUCCCAGUCUCGCUGCACCCCAACGUGAGUUUUCCUGUGGGCAUCGGCGCCAGCGGAGCCCCCCUGUCCCUGACCCACUCCCUGGCCCUGGUUGCCAUGCUCCUCAUGGACCUCCUGGCCGUCGUUGGCAACCUAGCUGUCAUGGCCGUCAUCACCAAGACGCUGCAGCUGAGGAAGUUCGCCUUCGUGUUCCAUCUGUGUCUGGUCGACCUACUGGCGGCUCUGGUUCUGAUGCCUCUGGGGAUGCUGUCGGACCGGAUCUUGGUGCAUGAUGAGGCACUCUGCCAGAGCUACCUCUGCCUGAGUGUAGGGCUGGUCAGUGCUGCCAUUUUGUCUAUCUCAGCCAUCAACGUGGAGAGGUAUUACUACAUCGUCCAUCCGAUGCGCCAUGAGGUGAAAAUGACAGCAGGGGUGGUUGUGGCAGUGUUAGUCGGAAUCUGGGUCAAAGCUAUUGUGAUGUCAGCUCUGCCUCUACUGGGCUGGGUGCCCCAGGGAAACCAGGGGGUAGGUGUCGGACUUGGAAUGGGACUAGGGAGUCCCAUGAUCCCGGGUCCUCCAAGCCAGAGACGUUGCUCCCUACACUGGACUGGAGGAGGAGGGACCACACGAUUAAUCUUCAUGGUCUUCUUCACCUUUGUCUACUUCCUGUGUGCAGUACUGAUCAUUCUUAUUGUGUACUGUAACAUGUUUAAAGUAGCCCGGGUGGCAGCCAUGCAGCAUGGCCCCUUACCGACCGGGAUGGACACACCUGGUCCCCGCCCUCACCGCUCCGAGUCCCUCAGCAGCCACUCCACCAUGGUUGUCAGCUUGGGGGGCUCUGGGGGCCCAUGUCCUCCACUCCGCACCCCCAGUCAGAGGACCUUCAACGGGGGUAAAGCCGCGGCAGUCCUGGUGGCGGUUGGAGGCCAGUUCCUAUGCUGCUGGCUGCCUUACUUCUCCUUCCACCUGUAUGCUGCCCUGGUCUCUACCCCCCAGGCCUCCUUGGUCUCUACCCAGCUGGAAGAAGUUGUGACCUGGAUUGGUUACUUCUGCUUCACCUCCAACCCUUUCUUCUACGGCUGUCUGAAUCGGCAGAUCCGAACAGAGCUGGGCCGAAGCCUGGCCUGUCUCUUUAAGCGGGCAGGGCCGGGCGAUGGGGAUCAGCUGGCCAGCAGAGAGGCCUCCAUCGAGGAGAACUUCCUCCAGUUCCUUCAGGGGACAGGGUGCAAUCUGGAGCCCUCCACCCAGGCACACAGCAGGGCUAGCAGGACCGAGGAGGAGGCGGGGGAGAGGGGCCCUCUUCGAGAUGUACCUCGUCAGGACAACACUCUGGUUCAGGAACACACGCCUGUUGACUUCCACAUCCCUGGACAGAUUAUCGAGAAGACCUCGGAGUCCUUGGAGCAGCAGGAUCUGAAUCUGAACGAUGACAUCAACCUAGCGGAAAACUGCUGCAGAGUAAACAGGACCGUGCUGGACAGUGCCUGAACUCUAGUAUUGGACGUUCAUUCGUACAGUAGGCCGGUUUUUGGACCAGGCAUCAGAGGUAGAAACAUUAAAGCCUUCGUCUGCAGGCCAAACAUCGGCGUAGAAGUCCUGUGGUGGAAACGGCAGGUAGAUGACCUGUCCUUUAAAACGUCUGGGGUUCUAAUUCUAUUUGAUGCUGUUUGACGAUUUUGUUUUCCACCGUUGCUACAGUUGGAUUAUGGGACAUACAUGAUGUACCUAGUCAGUGAGACAUUGCUCUUGAGCUACAGUUACAGUGAACCUAUCAUAUAGACUUGGUAUCGUCUCUUGAAGAAUUCAGGUUAUUAUCAUUUGCAUUCUUUGGGACUGUCACUUGAAUCAGGGUUCCUCUAGGAGGUAUGAUGAAGGGUUCGGGGGAAAUUCCAUUGAAAUUCCAAUUCCAAUCAUCCUCAAUGCUUUAAAAAAAAAAGUUUUACUUCCAAAAUAGACUGAAUUUAAAUGUAAUUGACCCUAACCCUGGUAUAACAACAUUGGUACCCAUUUACCAUUAAGACCAAAACCCAUUACAUCAAAUACAUACAGACAGUCAAUCUACCUCCCCUGUUUCCUGUCAAUCCUCCCACUGAUUUAUAUUCUGGAGAGAACAUCAUACUACCACUUCGCAAUCUUUGUUUUAGUGUGGAUGUACACCCCCCCCCUCUCCCUGCACCAAGACAAUCAGUUAAACAAAUGUCAAACUCCAGUCCUAUAGACAUACAUACAGUAGCAGACAUAGGGGUUAAGAACCAGGUCAACACACAGAUCACAGAAAGGCCGAAUCCAUUUGUAUGAAACGCGUGUUUAUUCCACGUUCACUUUCUCAUUCUCCGCUUCCUAAUGCAACCAAGAAAUGAAUACAGAUUUAGUCACUUUCCAUUUCUGACUGUAUCUCAAUCUGAAGCUCUAUGGGCCCUGGUCAUAAGAAGUGCACUAUAUGAGGAAUAGGGCGCCAUUUUGGAUGCAGACAAUGUGUUAACAGGAUCAUUUCACAGCUGGUUCUUCACCAGUGGUAUUUAUAGCAAGCUGGCACAUUAGGUUAUUUUAGACUCUGAAUACAUUACUGCUUUUAUUUGGUCUAUGUAUUUGAGCAGAAAGGGUAGCCUAGUGGUUAGAGUGUAGAGGUGGCAGGUAGCCUAGUGGUUAGAGUGUAGAGGCGGCAGGGUAGCCUAGUGGUUAGAGUGUAG